CAGCGUCCCAGUCUUUAUCUGCUCCGAACAUAGCUUCCUCUCUGCCUCUCUUUCUGUUUCUCUCUCUCUCUUCCUCUCCCCCCGAGUCACUCACAGUAUUCUGCCUAGAGAGAGAUAGAGGGAUUGAAUGGGAGUGGGGGAGGGAGGGAGGAUGGGGGAAACAAAGGCAGAGAGAGAGCUAUGUUUGGUCUAAGUGACUGAAGCGAGGGACGGUGAGAAGGAGGGAGAGAGGGGAACAAGAGGGUAGAUGAGGUUUGUCGGUUGGUUUUUUGGAGUCUAGGUCAGUUGAGAUGGACCACAGAGAGAGAGAAGACUUUGAACACAGUCUCGUUCUAUUACUAGAGGACUAUAGGGCUGCUCCGAAGGAUAUAACUACUCCUAGAAACAGAACCUAACUCUCUUAAUAGGGCUAGGACUGUUGGACUACUCCUAGAGACAGAACCAAACCCACCUAGCAAGGCUAGAGAACUGGAUUAAGGAGGGAUUGAGAAUUUAAAGGGAACUUCUUAUCACAACAGUUUUUAUUGCCUCCUUUUGAACACCGCAGUGGAAAUGUUAUGUUGAAGACUUGAUAUACAGUAGUAAGUAGCCGGACCAACUUCUUUGGGCUAAGUCCAUUGUCGUCUGUGUUGGAUUGAAGAUCUUUGGGCAUCUUUAUAAGGACUGCUCUCAGACCAGUCUAUGGUUGAACUAACAUUGGGCCUGACCCUAACUGUGACCCAGUAGACACGGUUCUAGGAUCAGGUGUGACUAGGGCCUCUUCUGUGUGGAUCCACUCUGACGCAGUGUACCUGUGAUCAGGCCUCACUCGUGGAACCUGGCCAAGCUUUCAUCAACGGAGUCCCCCCACAGUUCUACCCCUGUCCCCCCUCCUACCCCCCCUUCCCCCCCAUCUGCCAUGCAGCUCCAUCCUGGGCCCUACACACUACCCUGGCACUCUACAACAGACAACAGUGAUCUGUCUAUCCAGUGGAACCAGCUCUCCAGACACUACUCUACAGACAGAAGCAGUUCCCUAGGUAGCAUGGACAGCCUUGACCCUCCUAGCAGCCAAGUGUACUACGAUUCCCAUAAUUCCCCAGUGGACCCGGCCAUCUUCAACAAUAAGAGAGACUAUGAUUACAACAGUUCACCAGUGGACCCUGCUAUUUUCAACAAUAAAAGAGACUCUGCCUAUAGCUCUUUCUCAGCUAGUUCUAAUAUGUCAGACUAUACUGUCUCAUUAAGGCCCGGUGAGGCCUGUUCUAUGGAGAAUAUCCUCCGGAACCUUGGGCCAGGGGGACCCGCCUGCCGGGUUUAUGCCUGUGGCAAUGCACCAUCUGUGGGGACGGAGUCAGGCGAGGCCCAUGAUGAGACCAGUACCUCAGCCGUACUACUAAAGUCGAGGUCACUGACCAGGCCAAGAGUGAGGCAGCCGGAAGCGAAGGAGAGACCAUCUUCGUACUGUUUUGAAGAGGAGGGGAGAGGGGAGAGGGGUGGAGGAGGAGGGAAAAGGGAGGCUUCAAUUCCCCCCCUUCCCCCAACCAGGAAGGACAGUUUUAGGGCCACGAGAGGUCGCUUGGGGAUUACAGAUGUCAAAGAUCAACGAUGCAUCUCUGCCCCCGUCGGAAUUCCCAGCCUCUUCCGUUGCCAUGCCGAGGACGAUGACGACAAUCCUCAGAACGUUCCUGGUGUUUCGGUUAUUCCCAGAUGGAAUGGCUAUCCCGCUCUUUGCAAGGCGUCAAAGGCAGAGGGAGACAUGGGAAAUGGGAAAAGGGUUGGGGUUGGGAAUUUUAAAGGAGAUUCUUUGGAGCAAUACUACACCCUCAUCUCCAAAAAAAAAGAUUCCUUUCUGUAUAAGAACUCAGAGAUCCAGGAGAUCCACUCAGACUCCCUCCACCUCUCUGCCCUAGAGAGAAGCUCCUCUUCCUCCAUCCCCGGCUCCAGCUCCCUACCUCCAGACAGCUCCAUAGAUCCAGACCCCCCAGGUGAAACCAACCACCUCCUCCCCCAGAACAAGCACUGCUCAUCAGGUCUCUACAGACAAAGCGUCCCUGAGAAACUCUUAUCGCAGCUACGUCAUCUAGAGUUUUCCAGUGACCCUUCGGACCAUAGCUCCGUCUCCCCCUCCAGCUCCCAGUGGUCUCACUCCCCCCUUAACCCCCCCAGGGAGGACCUAGGAGGGGAUAUAGGGAGUCAUGACGCCUCCCUCCUCCUCCUCCAGCAGAGCCAGGGGGAGUGGGAAGGAAGGAGUCAAUGCUCUACCCCAGGAUUGGUGGACAUUGAUGGAAUUGGGGAGGCAGGACAGGUGAGUGUGGUGGUUUGGGAGAGUAGGGAGGUGGUGGCGGCUGCUGGUAAUCUCCUCUCCCCCAUCCAGGUCCAACACCCCUGGGGUAGGCCGGUGAAUGUUCCAGGGUCAGGGGAGCCCUCUGGAGAUUGUACACAGGGAGAGGUGAGCUCUGAGCGGAUAUGGGAGACCGACUUUGGGCCUCUCAGUGCUGCAGCCAGUGUUGACAGCCUACUGGAGGGAAGUCAUAGAGGAGGAGGAGGAGGAAGAAGGGAUGAUAAUGAAGGAGAGGUGCUGAUGAAGAAACCCAGGAGUCACCGUUCGUCCCGGGCACGCCGUCGCAGCGAACGCUUCGCCACGAACCUCCGUAACGAGAUCCAGCACAAGAAGGCCCAGCUGUCCAAGAGUAAAGGCCCAGGAGGGUUGCUCUACAGCGGGGAGACAGUUGAGGAAGAAGAAGGUCCAGACCUGGAAAUCCAGGACCUCCAGAGGAAAGAGGCUGAGGACGUCGAUCCGCCUGCCAAGGAGAGCAGCUCCCAAUGUGUGUACACCUCUUCCGACAUCAGCCUCUCAGCUCCAGCUCCUGGAGGUCUGAACAGACUAUCCUCUUCUUCCACCCUCCAGCUCCACCAGCCGUCCCUAGCCCCAGUUUCUGCUCUACAACCCCCCAGGGAUGAAGAACCUGAACCACCAGGGAACCAAGACCAAGCUACAGACUCAUCCAGGGCAUGCCAGAGGUCCGACCCAACCUUGCCCAGCUGGGGUAUGGGUAGCCAGGUUGUGGAGGAGCUAGCUCCAGCUGGUAAGUCCCGCCGAUGGAGAUGGACACCCGAACAUAAACUCCAACCAGAAAUUGACACUGACCGACGGGGGGAGAGGGUCGGAGUGGCCUUGGGAGUGUCAGGACGAGGAAGGUCAUCCUCUGCCUCCUCUUCUUCUUCCACCACUUGUUCUUCCCACACUGAGGAGUCUGAUAUUCUACCUUUCGCGGACCGCUGUAAGUUCUUUGAGGAGACAAGCAGGAGUAUAUUGGUGUCAAAUUUGCCUGGUCUGACGAGACGACGGCAGAGGCCAGAUAGACAUGAGAGGCAGCCUCAUCUGUCGAUGCUGGAGAACCAAGGAGGGGGCUAUGGACAGGGACAAGCCCAGAGGAGGUACUCCUACCAGGGUGGAUUCGAGCGAGAAAGUCCCCUUUUGAUUAGUACCAUGGAGGCCCGGAGACAAUCGGUUAGUGGGAACAGGGAGAGAGAAAAUGAGAGGGAGAGAGAGAAGGAGAGGGAAAAAGAGAGGGAGAUGGAAAGGGAGGAAAGAGCAAGAGAGAGGGAGAGGGAAAGGGAGGAGAGGGCGACAGAGAGGGAGAGGUUGUUGGAGAGGGAGGAAAUGGUAAGGGAGAGGGAAAGAGAAGAGAGGGCCAGCGAGAGGGAGAUGGCACUUGAGGAAGAGAGACAAAGUGAGGAAAGGGCUAGACUGAGAGAGCUGGAGAUGGAGAUGGAGAGGGAAAGGGAGAUAGAGAGGGAACAAGAUAGUGAGAUGGAGAAAGAGAGACAAAGUGAGAGGGAGAUAAAGUCACUCAGUUCAGCUCAAGAUCUCUUUGCCAGUCAAUCCCAACCCCAUGCCUAUUCCCAGCCCCACUCCUACUCCCGUCCCCAAACCCAGAUCGAGGCCCCUCGUUCAGCCUUCCACCCGGUCAACACCGCUCUCCUCCAGGAUAACCAGGCUCUUCACCAGGGGUAUCCACCACAGAGCUACACACCAACAGAGGCGUAUCCUGCUGCGUCUCGGCCGUUACCGUGGGAACAGACACAGAUCAACAGGAAGUUCAGCCUGACCGAGAGGGACUACCCCCGGUACAGACGUGAUUCAUCCACCGGGCCACCAAAUUGUGCUAUAACAGUAACACCUGACUACCACCACCACCAGCAAGUCUCCCAAAGUGGGGGUUGUUGGAAUGGCUUGCUGUCUGCCUGUAGUAUGGACGAGGAGGACCAUCACCAGACGUCUAUGGUGGUUAACCCCACAUCAUAUUCAUCUUCAUCACUACUACGAAGCAGGGCCAUGUCCGAGAACGAUCUACACUUUGGCUCUACCUACCGCCGUAUUUCACCCUCGGUUGCUAUGGCGACACCACUGUCUGAGCUGGAGGAGGGAGGCGGGAUCGAAGGGGGAAGAGUGGGAGGAAUUAGGGGAGCGGCUAACAAAAAUAAGACUCUACCCCCUCCGAGGCCACCUCCCCCCAAAUGGGAGCAGUUCCACCGCAGGAGAGCCUCCCACCACACCCUCAUCGCCUCUCCUCUCUUCUCCACUUCUGUUUCUUCAUCCGUCCAUCCAUUGGUAAACCCCACCCCCCCUCCUCUCCCUCUCAUACCACCAGAGGGUUCCACCUCUCACCCUUCAUCUCACCCCUGUCACCCCGAAAAGAGUGAAAUGACGCGUCAGCGCUCCUACAGCCUCCCGCCCCAGAGGGAGGAGCUAGAGGGGUGCCAGCGCUGCAUCAGAAGCCAAGUCCAGGAAUGGCGCUUUUCCCAGGCUCCGCCUAGUCCAGGGUUCACACACACGGCCUUCCGGCCGGUGGCCCCGCCCCAAAGAGAUAAAGACACUCCCCCUCGCUACAACGACACACUGCCGCCGUCAGAAAGCUGUGUCAGGUUGUACAACAUGGUUGACCAAGAUUGUCCUGCUGUAUUGAAGCCUAUCUCUCAUAGACAGCAGAGGGCCAGGGCUGAGUGGGAGAGAACUCCGUCUCCCAGAGUGCAUAGCGUCUCAGGUCAACUCACCAUAGAGAAUGGCGUUAUCUCACCAGAGUCCUACUUCGCUAUGAGCUAUGAACAACAACAACAGUUACAGCAGAAUAGAAGAUUGCACAAUCACCCCCACAACAAUAACAACAAGACGGAAUUGGAACAAGAAUUAUUGGAACUGGAACCGGAAUCCGAUUUUGGCCCGAGCCCCGCCCAGAGCUUGGAACAGGAAGUGGACAUCCCCAUGGAAACGGACAUUGACGACUCCCAGGAGGAGGGGCUUCCAGAGGAUGAAGAGCCAAUCAGGACAGAGCUACAAUGUUUCGCCCUGCCCGUCACGGUGCUGGAGACCGACAUCGACACGAUCCCUGAUCAGGAGGCCUUGCCAGCGGGUAGGAUGACAGUGGAGAAUGGGUCUCUGGAUGGAGAAAUGGAGGACCAGGGGAUGAGGACCAGAGAGGAACUCAUGGAGGAGCUGUUUCCCCAGAGCAUUGAGGGCGAGGCAGGCACAGAGAGCUGGAGAAAGGCCUACCGUAGCCCCAACCUGGAGCACAAUACAGACAGCCUGGAUAGGCGUUCUGGUGCCAGCUCCAGUUGUUCGUCCUACUACUCUACCUCAGCAGCCAAAGCUCAGCUCCUCACUCAGAUGAAGGACUACUGCUCAGACACUAGAGACACUGAUGAUGACGAUGAGGAACUGUCUUACAAGAGACAGUUGAUGGAGAGUCUACGUAAGAAGCUGGGAAUUCUGAGAGAGGCACAGAGAGGUCUACAGGAGGAUAUACGGGCUAACGCACAGCUGGGAGAGGAGGUUGAGAGCCUGGUGCUAGCGUUCUGUAAGCCCAAUGAGGUGGAUAAGUUCAGGAUGUUUAUCGGGGAUAUGGAUAAGGUGGUCAGUCUGCUUCUGUCUCUCUCCGGACGGCUACUUAGGGUUGAGAGCUCACUGGACAACCUGGAGGUCGAGACUGCACACUAUGAGAGGCUCCCCCUCCUGGAGAAGAAGCGUCAGCUCCUGGUGCAGCUGUCAGAGGCCCAGGACCUCAAAGAACAUGUGGACCGACGGGAGCAGGUUGUGGGAAGGGUGCUAAGGCGAUGCCUCUCCCCAGAACAGCACCGUGACUACAGUCAUUACGUCAAGAUGAAGGCAGCAUUGCUGGUGGAACAGAGGCAGCUGGAGGACAAGAUCAGGCUGGGAGAAGAGCAGCUAAGAGGGCUACGGGAGAGUCUCGGGAUGGGAUUAGGGAUGUCCAUGGGAUAUGGGCACUACUGAACCCCAACCAAGAGACCUGAAAGCUGGGCAGAUGGAUGGGGUAUCGACACUAUUGAGAGAAAGUGAACAAGGACAGUUAGAGCAGUUAAGAACCUUAAUGGAGAGUCUGUGUUGGGGGUGUCCAUGUUGAUGGGGGUAUGGACACUAUUGAGAGAACUAACUCUAACUUAAAGGUGAAUUUUGCUUUUUUUUUAAACAACUCUCUAUUCCAGACACUUUUUUUUGCCAUUUCACUUGUUUUUGAGAAACUUACCCCAACCAGUGAUUCACUUCCUCAUUGUUGUUGUGCAGUAAGGGGGCUCUGAAAAAACGGGGGGCUCUGAACAAACAUGAACAAAUGUUCCAAAAACACCCAAAUACGUCCUUUUAGAAAUGGAAACACUCUGAGUAUAGUGAUGCAGGUCUUUAGAUGUUGUACAUGUGAAAUUGUGUCAUUCCGAACUUUAUCCAUAACGUUAUAUUCCAUUUUGUGUGGAAAUGAAUUUCUGGUUGGGCAACGUUUCUCAAAAUCGCAAAAAAAGUGUAUUGACCCUUCUAUGACAUGCCAUUUACAUCCAAAUAAUAUUUGAUUGUAAAAAAGCAAAUUUCUCCUUUAAGGAAACUUUAGAGACGAGUUGAUGGUGUUAGGGAUGGGCUGGGGGAUGUAUGUGGGAUUCAUUCAUUAUUGAGUGAAAACCACCCUACCCAGGGAGACCCUAGAGUGGGGUACGUUAGGAUGGGGGGUGGGGUAUGGACACUAUUGAGAGAGAACCAACCCAACCUAAGGAGAGCCUGGAGAGCUAUGGUAGAGUUUAGGGUUAGGGGUAGAGCUGAGGGAUGUCCAUGAAGUAUGGGAACUGUAGGGAGACAGCCAACCCACACAUGGAGGCCCUAGAGUUGGGUAAAUAGGGACGGGGUUAGAGUUGGGGAUGGGGUAUGGGCACUACUUCCUAAAACACCAGUACUUUUCCUGACACCAACAUCUACACUGUGUUAAACAGAGGUGGCCAUUAAAACCACACAAGACAAUUCAUUAAGGCUGCACUUGGCAGUAUUUGUCCAUUUAAGAAAUACACACCUACUCUUUGGUGUUAGACACACUGGUACACCCAAGAGUAACAACUAUCUUUCACUUACCAACUGUAACCUCACAAUCGCAUACUCCAUGCACUACAAAACGAGGCCAAAGAAUAAGUUGUUGUUUAGUGUGUGUGUUACUGAACAAGACUGGGGAAAGUAUUUAUUUAUUUAUAACUCUGUUGAGCAAUACUGACAGGGAGAAUUUGGGGUGCUAGACGAGAGUAUUUUCAUGAAACUGUUGGGGAGUGCAUUGAAUACUUAGAAAUGGAUAGAAGGUGCAUGUGCCAUAAAGCUGCCCAUGUUAUCACAUAAAACAUUAUUGUGAAGAAAAGCCCUCUAUCCAAAUCUAUGAUUGCAUAUAAUCCUAUUACAGUAAUAUGUCCAGAAAUGGAGAGAGACAGCUGCUUCUCUCCACUCUCAUAAAACACUAUACUAGCCUGAGUGCCAGUCUGUUUGUGCUAGCAUGCAAACUCCUUAACGCUUAUUGUCAUGCCAAACAUGUUUGGCUUGACCAUGACAGCGAUGGAGUUUGCCAAGAGCGCAAACUGAUUUCGGGCCUGGAAAACCCUAUACUCCAUAACUGCAUCACAUCACUGCAUUGACACCUCCUUAACACUACACUACCACACUAUCACACCACGCCUUAGAUUGUGUAUAUUGGUGUAGGGUGAAGUUUCCCCUAGACACUGAUCCUGGGUCAGUUUUGCAUUUCCCCCACUGGUUAAGGUUAAAAUAGGGGGUGGGGAAGCUGAUCCUAGGAAAUUUCACCCCGGAGCCCUAAAAUUACCACACCAUGUCUUACAGUGUGUCUAUGCAUUCAUUACUAUUGUGUAUAUUGAAUGUUGUGUAUAGAAGUGAUAUUCAUGUGUUAUAACUGGAAUCCAUCAUUGUAGUGUAAAUAUGUCAUGAGAAGUUAUGUCGUUUUAAUAUAUACGUCAUAUGGCAUAUAAUCGUCAUAUGGCAAAGUUCAUCCUAAUACAAUACGUGCCAAUAAAAUAAAAUAAACUUUGUUUUUAUUACAUUUUGGGGGAUUUUUUGGGGGCACGUAUUGUAUUAGGAUGAACUUUGCCAUAUGACGUAUAUAUGCCAUAUGACGUGUAUAUAUAUAUAUAUAUAAAUGACAUAACUUUUCAUUUAUAUAUAUAUAUAUAUUAUUGGCUGUUUGACCAAAAACAUGCAUGAGACCAUAUAUUUUUAUUUUUGCAAGACAGCUAUGUCUUACUAUACUUGUGAGGACUUUUUGGGGACCAACGAUUCCCAUUCAAAAUCCUAUUUUCCUUAAACCUAACCUUAACCCCUAAUCCUAACCCCUAAUCCUAAAAUAGCCUUUUUAUAAAUGAGGACUGGCAAAAUAUCCUCACUUCCUUGAAUUCUAGUUGGUUUACUAUUCUUGUGAGGACUUCUGGUACUCACAAGUAUAGGAAAACGUGUGCACACACACUCGCACAGAUACACACACAAGUGCCUUCGGAAAGUAUUCAGACCCCUUGACUUUUUCCACUUUUUGUUAUGUUACAGCCUUAUACUAAAAUUUAUUAAAUAAGAAAAAAUCCUCAGCAAUCUACACACAAUACCCCAUAAUGACAUUUAUCAAAAUUAAAAACAGAAAUACCUUAUUUAUGUAAUUAUUCAGACCCUUUGCUAUGAGACUCGGAGUUGAGUGCAGGUGCAUCUUGUUUCCAUUGAUCAUCCUUGAGCUGUUUCUACAUCUUGAUUGGAGUUCACCUGUGGUAAAUUCAAUUGAUUGGACAUGAUUUGAAAAGGCACACACCUGUCUAUAUAAGGUCCCAUAGUUGACAGUGCAUGUCAGAGCAAAAAACAAGCCAUGAGGUCAAAGGAAUUGUCCGUAGAGCUCCGAGACAGAAUUGUGUCGAGGCACAGAUCUGGGGAAGGGUACGAAAAAAUGUCUGCAGCAUUGAAGGUCCCCAAGAACACAGUGGCCUCCAUCAUUCUUAAAUGGAAGGAGUUUGAAGCCAACAAGACUCUCCCUAGGGCCAAACUGAAGUUCUGUGGGAGAAGGGCCUUGGUCAGGGAGGUGACCAAGAUCCCAUUGGUCACUCUGGCAGACCUCUAGUUCCUCUGUGGAGAGGAACUCCAAUACCUGCAGCACUCCACCAAUCAGACAGAAGCCACUCCUCAGUGAAAGGCACAUGACAGCCCACUUGGAGUUUACCAAAAGGCACCUAAAGACUCUCAGACCAUGAGAAUCAUGAAGCCAAGAUUGAACUCUUUGUGCUGAAUGCCAAGCGUGAUAUCUGGACGAAAACCUGGUGCCAUCCCUGGUGGUGGCAGCAUCAUGCUGCCAUGAUGCUGGAUGUUUUUCAGCAGCAGGGACUGGGAGACUAGUCAGGAUUGAGGGAAAUAUGAACAGCGCAAAUUACAGAGAGAUCCUUGUUGAAAACCUGCUCCAGAGCACUCAGGACCUCAGACUGGGGGCGAAGGUUCACCUUCCAAAACGUAAACAACCCUAAGCACACAGCCAAGACAAAGGAGGAGUGGCUUCGGGACAGAUCUCUGGCUGGACCACUCAAGAUGUCCUUGAGUGGUCCAGCCAAAGCCCGGACUUGAAUCCGAUCUAACAUCUCUGGGAGAGAUGUUCAAUCGCUGUGCAGCGAUGCUCCCCAUCCAACCUGACAGAGCUUGAGAGGAUUUUUUAGAGAAGAAUGGGAAGAACUCUCCAAAUACAGGUGUGCCAAGCUUGUAGCGUCAUACCCAAGAAGACUCAAGGGUGUAAUUGCUGCCAAAGGUGCUUCAACAAUGUAUUGAGUAAAGGGUCUGAAUACUUAUGUAAAUGCGAUAUUUCAUUUAUUUAUUUUUUGCAAAAAUGUCUAAAACAGUUUUUUGCUUCGUUAUUUUGAGCUAUUUUGGGUAGAUUGAGGGGAAAAAACAAUUGAAUCGAUUUUAGAAUAAGGCUGCAACGUAACAAAAUGUGUAAAAGGUCAAGGGGUCUGAAUACUUUCGGAAUGCACAGUAUGUGUGUAUUUAUUUAUUUUUUUACAUUUUUGUUUACUGUAUUCCUUACAUAGUGCACUACUGGAAACGAUGGGUUGGGACCAAUUAAGGGGUCCCAAGCUUCCACACAAGUAAGCUAAACUUCCACAGGUUAAAAAAAAAAUCCACUUAGUCAUGCAUUCAAUGGGAAAUUUAAGUGAAAAUGUUACUCUUGGGGGGAGGUUAGGAUUCACUCCUAAUUCUAGACUUAUACUGCUGUGUAUUUUCUGAUAUGUAUUUUUUAUUAGAUUUAUUGCAAAAAUCUUUUAGUAAAAAACAAGUGAGACGAGUACCAUAAUUAAUAAUACUAUUUUAAACUAC
Molecule: messenger RNA, 10645 nt
Organism: Salvelinus fontinalis (brook trout)
Lineage: Eukaryota; Metazoa; Chordata; Actinopteri; Salmoniformes; Salmonidae
Gene: shroom4
Product: shroom family member 4
Exons: 13
Coding region: 899-6274 (1791 amino acids)
Biological process (GO): actin filament organization
Cellular component (GO): cortical actin cytoskeleton; apical plasma membrane; apical junction complex
Molecular function (GO): actin filament binding
Source: RefSeq, a predicted model, not a curated record